Exophiala xenobiotica is the source of this 4440-nucleotide messenger RNA. Its product is annotated as sodium/hydrogen antiporter. Lineage: Eukaryota; Fungi; Ascomycota; Eurotiomycetes; Chaetothyriales; Herpotrichiellaceae. Gene Ontology annotation, cellular component: plasma membrane. Bases 983 to 4324 code for a protein of 1113 amino acids. The record is from RefSeq and is a predicted model, not a curated record. The transcript has a single exon. Gene Ontology annotation, molecular function: sodium:proton antiporter activity. Gene Ontology annotation, biological process: sodium ion export across plasma membrane; proton export across plasma membrane; regulation of membrane potential.
CCAAAAGCAACUUGACUCCUGAGCAUAAACAAGAAUUGUUUCAUCCUCUGGUCGAGAAUCUCCUCCCCUUCCUCCAUCACUCUCGCUACGAGAAUAGAAGCGAGUGUGAAUCUCCAUCUUACCAUCGACCAAGCCCGGAAUCAACUUAGUACGGAAUAUUCGAGUCUCCGACAAUCUGGAGUGGCCCUGGCUGAGGUGUGGUUGGCUCUUCAAGCCCACGUUCCAGCCCUGUGCAGGGAUCCCUUGAGUCGGUCCUUCAACUCGUAAAACACCGCAUCAUAUUUUCGGCUGCGAUCCCAUCGACACCCGCCGCAGAUUACUACAACGCUGUACAAACGGCCCACCUAUUAUCCUCACGCCGAGCCUUGUCCUUCAUCAUUUCUGCUGCGGUUGCAACUUGGCAAAGGCGUGCUUCGUUCUGAUGCUAAGACAUCGUGGACAGCCGAGCUAGAUCAAUCUGCUGUAUUGUACUUCACUGGGCCGCCCAGGUCUGUUAACUUAGGGCCAGCAUCUUACUUUUCGGCAUCCGUACGGCCAUCUGGCAGCAUUGCUGAUCUGCCUUCCCAACUCUCUUCCUUCGAUCCUACAGACACCGUUCCUGAACCUGAGCAUAAUCCUCGAACCUCGCUUCACGCAUUCCCUUCGAAAAAAUCUACCCCUCUGACGUGACUGGCCUCCUACCUGAAUGCUUCGGAUACUGCACCACGACCUGACACCUAGGCAAAGCAACGACUGGGGAUAAUACUUCGGAACUCUUGCUGGCUUUUAUGAAUUGAACACGAUAAAGUUGAGACACAGCGGAGGAGUCUAUCACUCUGUGAGCUUGUCGUCGCACUUUCGCAAAAUCUGCGUUAAAAGACAUCGGUCGCUAUCACCAUUAUAUUACGAGUCUUGGGAGGAGGCUGUCACCCUUUCCAUACUGACCACAACCUGCGUGUCGAACAAAAACCAGGAGUGUGCAAGGUGUGCACGGGUUUUCGCCAUGGCGUGGGACCAGUUGGCAAUAGACAAACCGCAUCUGGUCUAUAUCAUUCUGGGCGGGUUCACGAGUAUAUUCAUGCUAUGCUCUCUGUUCAUCAAGGAAAAACUGUACAUUGGUGAAGCCACGGUGGCCACCAUUUGCGGUGUCAUCUUCGGUCCUCAUGCAGCCAACCUCAUCAAUCCUCUCACCUGGGGCAACACCGACCAGGUCACCCUCGAGUUUUCUCGCAUUGUCCUUGUGGUUCAAUGUUUUGCCGUCGGUGUCGAAUUGCCCAAGGCGUACAUGGAAAGGCACUGGAAAUCGGUCGUGUUCUUACUGGUUCCGGUCAUGACCUUUGGAUGGCUCGUCACCAGUCUUUUCAUUUGGUGGAUGAUCCCCAAUCUCUCUUGGUUGGAGUCUCUGGCCAUCGCAGCUUGCGUUACUGCCACUGAUCCUGUCCUGGCGUCGUCCGUGGUUGGUAAGGGCAAGUUCGCAAAACGAGUCCCAAAGCAUCUUCGAGACAUCCUGUCAGCCGAAUCGGGAUGUAAUGAUGGCAUGGCUUUCCCAUUCAUCUACCUUUCGCUAUAUCUACUGAGGUACGAUCUGGAUGCUCGGCACGUGGUCUUCCACUGGUCAUGCUAUACGAUUCUGUACGAGUGCAUCUUUGGUGCGUUUUAUGGAGUCAUGGUGGGCUAUAUUGGCCGUCAUGCGAUCAAGAUGGCGGAGCGAAGGGGCUUGAUUGACCGAGAAAGCUUCUUGGUGUUCUACUUCGUACUCGCCCUGUUUUGCGCAGGUUCGGGCAGUCUGUUAGGUAUGGACGAUCUUCUCAUCGGGUUUGCGGCUGGAGUAGGCUUUUCAAACGAUGGCUGGUUUACCGAGAAGACGGAAGAGUCACAUGUUUCCAACGUUAUUGACUUGCUCCUCAACUUGGCUUACUUCGUCUACUUCGGUACCAUCAUACCAUGGGACCAGUAUAACGCGCCAGAGCACGGCUUGGUCCCCUGGAGACUUGUCGUCAUCGCCAUCUUCGUCAUUCUUUUCCGUCGAAUACCUGCUAUGAUGCUGCUGAAACCAUUGAUUCCGGAUGUCAAAACCUGGCGAGAGGCAUUGUUUGCAGGUCAUUUCGGUCCUAUUGGUGUUGGAGCUAUCUUUGCAGCAAUCCUAGCUCGUGCAGAGUUGGAAACCGAUUCUACGCAACCUUUGGCGAAGCUACCACCACCAUCGACAAAAGAUUACGAUUUAAUAUACCUGGUGUGGCCAGUGGUCACUUUCCUGGUGAUCUCGUCCAUUCUUGUCCACGGCUCAUCGAUCGCCGUCUUUACCCUCGGUAAACGCAUCAAUACCCUGACAAUCACACUGUCAUACACCCAAGACAACGACAAAGGCCCAGCAUGGAUGAACAGGCUACCAAGAAUCACUUCUCAGUCAAGAUCAAUGUCACGAACGUACAGCUCAGAAUUUGAGACAGACGAAAAGCUAGAUGUACCUCCUGGUGAGCUACCACCAAUUGGUAUUCCUAAACUCCACCUGAGAAGACAGCGUGAGGACGAAUAUGAGAGAAAGCCGGGGUCUCGUUCUUCAAGCGUUGGACGGUCGCGCAGAAGGAAGCGCCGCAGCGACCUAGCAAAUCGGCCUGGUGGUCCCAUCAGCCAGAGUGCCAUCGCACCACAGAGGCGCUCGGAAGGCGCCCUAACCCAACAGGAGUCAGGCUCAGAUACUCUGUUCGAAAAGUCUGGAGAGCCUUCCCCCGAAAGCCCUCACGAUCGCCUCGAGCCAGUCUCUCAUCGCGAGCGUGACAAACUGGAGGCCGAACAAGAAGCCGAAGCAGAGGAACAAGGACGGCCGCGAUCGCCAUCACCGGACAGGCCCGCAGAUGUCGAAGCAUACGAGGAAGGCGCCCACAUUGUUGUUGAAGAUGAGGAGGGUAACGUGGUAGAGACUCUCGAUACGCGCAACAUGACAGAGGAAGAUAAGGUUCAAGCGAUCGAAGAAGCACGAAACCGUUUGACGAAAGACGAAAGUGGCAAAUUUACUAAACAUAGACACCGGCCACAUCCCAAGACGGAAGGCGAGGAGAUAGAAAAAGAGGCGGCAGAGGCUCUUGGCCAGCCCCAGAAGAAAAUGCGCCAGAAGUUCGAUCAGUGGCGUGGCUUUGGCAGACGCAAGGAGGAAGACUCUGAGCCUUCAGAGCCAUCGAGGCAACCAGAGCGUAAAAGGGGUCCUGCUCAUGCUUAUCAAUUUGGCAACACUGUCAUUGUGGAAGAUGAAGAUGGUGAAGUUAUCAAGACAUACACCAUUCCAAGCGAGGACGCCGGUGGCGACCGGGAACGGCAGCUACGAGGAGGUCUGCGCCGGAUGAGCACAUGGGUUGGAUUAGGUCGUCAAGCAGGUGCUGCUGGCCCGAGUACUGCUGUUCCUGUCCAGGUGGAUGCUACUGAAGCAACAAAGUCAGAGUCUGACAAGCCGGAGCCAAAGGGACGUCGCGGUUCCACAUCAUCAGACGAUGGCUUAAGAAUGAUCAUCUCAUCGACUGAUCGGUAUGGCCUUACCGGGCAGAAGAAAGUCCGUGACGCCCCUGGCACGAUAGCCCUUGGAUCUGGCAGACGGUUAUCAACAAAAGACUUUAUCAAGCAAAUGCAACAGCUGGACCCGAAGAACAAGAUCAAGGAAGUCAACGAGAGUGAUGCUCCUGAGGCCGUCAAACGCGAGCUGCGUAGAGCCGCUAAGGAUGAAGCUUCCGCUGGAAGGCCUGGACGCCAUCGGACAGAGACGAACACUGGUGCAACAUUGAGCGUCCCCCACCCAGAUGGGGGCAGCAGGACCAUCAGGACUGAGAUGCCUGCUGAAGACGAUGACUAUUUCAGUCCGCAUCGACGUCCUGCUGCUGACGGCGUGGCUACCGAGGACCUGAGUCGGACACGGGAGGAAGAGAGCGAAGAAGAGGAAGAAGAAGAAGUCAAUAUCCCCACACACAAUGUUCGUUCGAGUAUCGUCAGGCAUGGAGGUGGUCAAACUGCAGCAGAUUUACGAAGACGUCAGCUGGCCCGGAUCCGAUCAGAGGAUGAAGAUGAGGCUCCUGGUGCAGAAACCGCUGCAGAAAAGAGACGUCGCUUGGCUGCUCUGGGACUGGGCGGCGAAGGUGAGGACGACAGUAGCGAGAGUGACGAGGAGGACGAACCCCGCCAGGCCGGUGCUGCUGUGCAAGAGCCAGUGCCGAGUGAACCAUCGACUCGGCCCAAGAUCCAGUGGGGUGGUGAGCGGGGUAGAGAGAAAGAGAAGAAGGAUCCUCAGGACAUAUAUGCGGGCGAUCCCAUUGUAGGUGCUGCGCGGAGGUUGAGGGGCAUGAUGAAGAAAAAGUCUUGAGCGAGCAUUUUGAAAAUUAUGUUUGAUGGGAGUAAAUGAACUCCCUUAUGAUUAGUUAUGGUGUUAUAGAUGGAAUGAAUGGAUGAUCGUGCGGUAUCUGCGCGACAUGUAUGAAA